Eleginops maclovinus (Patagonian blennie) is the source of this 5016-nucleotide messenger RNA. It is a transcript of the gene hectd2, whose product is annotated as HECT domain containing 2. Gene Ontology annotation, biological process: protein polyubiquitination; ubiquitin-dependent protein catabolic process. The record is from RefSeq and is a predicted model, not a curated record. NCBI's taxonomy places the organism in Eukaryota, Metazoa, Chordata, Actinopteri, Perciformes, Eleginopidae. The coding region runs from base 405 to 2675 and encodes 756 amino acids. Gene Ontology annotation, molecular function: ubiquitin protein ligase activity. The transcript is spliced from 22 exons.
CGGCCCGCAGCGCUGCUUUUCUCCUGACAGACGACGCAGAUCGGGAGAGAGGGAGGAGGAGAGGGGGAGGAAGCAGCAGCAGCGACUCACCAUGACCGAGUUUUAACAUCUCCUUUUAACACCAACAAAACAAAAACAAAGCAACAGGCUCUUUACGCACCGCUUUUGGAAAGGUGUACGCGCCAGACGCUGCGUAAAGGAGAGCCCACCUGCGCGACGAAGGUAGAUUUCACUCCGGUUCUCUAGGAUGUGAUUCUCCCGGAUCUGUGAGAAAGUAACGGAGCACUUUGACGGUUCCUCGGGGUCUGAUUUGGCUCCGGUAAGAACAUGAGCAGGAACUCAGACUGAGGCUUUCCAGGAAAUAAAAACACAACAACUUUUUCCAGUUCUUCCACACCGAGAGGAUGGAUGGGGAACAUAUGGAGAGGGAACGAGAGAGGCUUCCUCCGAUUUACCACAGCUCCGCUCCUGCUGGUUUUGGGCGAGGCGCAAAGCAGCCAUUUCCGUCUCUGGGAACAUUCAUCUCCACGCUAAACCAGAGGAGAGACGCUUUGGGGCGAGGAGGCUUCACGGGCGGCAUGACGGGAACGCUGAGCAGCAACCAGUGGCUCCGACACGGGAGAGAGCUGCCUCCCAUCUGCAGCGAUGUUCGUCAUAAGCAGCGUCUCUCCAUCGACACGCUCCCCCCCGAGGUCAAAGCGCCGUUCCCCUGCGACCCCGUCAUCCCCCUCCGCACCAAGACCACCAAAGAGUUUCAAGAGGACAUGGAGCGAGCCGUCCAAUCAGGCGACUGGAGGGAGGUCCGAGAGUUUUACCUGACCACCUUCGACUCCUUCAUAGAAAUUAACGCUGCCUUCAAGCGGGAGGCGAACGCAUCUUUUAACACCAUCGAUGACUCCGGAGUCAACGCUAAGUUUGUCAACGCUGUUUACGACGCACUGCUCAGCACACCUCAGGACAUCCAGAAGUCGGUGCUGAAAGGGAUCAUCAACAGCCUGCUGAGGGAGUGGAAAGGGCCCCGGACCAAAGACGACCUGCGAGCUUAUUUCAUUCUGGUUCAGAACCCGCAGUAUUCGAGCACCAGCACCUACGUGAUCUACGCUCACCUGCUGAGGCAGAUCGCAUCUCUGUCCGAGGCCGACCACCACUACCUGGUUCACUGGCUGAAGAAGCUGUCGGCGAGGCGUUUCAGGCAGCUGGUGGAGCGCCUCCUGCAGUUCAUCUCGACCCGUCUGUUUCCUGCAGAGCCCGACGAACUUCCUCCUCUGACCAAGUGCUCCUGGUGGAUCCCCUCUGCUACCAAAGUGCUCAGUCUUUUCAACGCAGCCAACAGUGUCUCCUCGACUCCCAUCAUGCCUUUCACCGACUUCUACAACAUCACUCUGGAGCACAUCGACUUCAUGGAGGAGUACCGGACCUGGCAGAACUACGGCAACUCAAACAGGUUCUCCUUCUGUCAGUUCCCCUUCAUCCUGUCGACGGUGGUGAAGAAAGCCAUCAUCCAGAAAGACUCUGAGCAACAGAUGAUCAGCCAGGCCAGGCAAAGCCUGGUCAGUAAGGUCUCUCGCAGGCAGAGAGUGGACAUGAACCUUCUGUUUCUCAACAUUAAAGUACGACGAGCACAGCUCCUCAGCGACUCACUGGAUGAGUUGACGAGGAAGCGGUGUGACCUGAAGAAGAAGCUGCGGGUGACGUUUGUGGGGGAGGCGGGGCUGGACAUGGGCGGCCUGACGAAGGAGUGGUUCCUGCUGCUGGUGCGACAGAUCUUCCACACCGACUACGGGAUGUUCACCUACAUGAAGGACUGCCAUUGGUUCAGCAGCUGGAAGUGUGACAACUAUUCGGAGUUCCAGUUGGUCGGGACUCUGAUGGGCUUAGCCGUUUACAACAGCAUCGCUCUGGAUAUCCACUUCCCCCUCUACUGCUAUAGGAAGCUCCUGACUCCGCCCACUGUACCAUGUGACCCAAACGCAUCCGUCGGUAUGGCAACCGCCACCCUGGACGACCUGCAGCAGAUCAUGCCGGAGCUGGCUCACGGUUUGGGGGAGCUGCUGAACUACGAGGGAAACGUCGAGGAAGACUUCUACCUCACCUUCCAGAUAUUUCAGGAGGAAAUGGGCGUGGUCAAAUCCCACAACCUGAAGCCUGGAGGAGACAAGAUCCCCGUGACCAAACACAACAGGAAGGAGUACGUCCAGCUCUACGUCGACUUCCUGCUCAAUAAAUCCAUCUAUAAACAGUUUGCUGCCUUCUUCCACGGCUUCCACAGUGUGUGUGCCUCUGAUGCACUCAUGCUGCUGCGUCCAGAGGAGGUGGAGAUGUUGGUGUGUGGGAGCCCAGAGCUGGAGAUGAGCGCUCUGCAGAAAGCGGCUCAGUACGAAGGGUACAGCAAGACCGACUCCACCGUACGGUGUUUCUGGGACGUGGUGUUGGCCUUCCCUCUGGAGCUGCAGAAGAAGCUGCUCCACUUCGCUACAGGAAGUGACCGCGUUCCCGUCGGAGGAAUGGCCGACCUCAACUUCAAAAUCUCCAAGAUCGACGUUUCCACGGACUGGUUGCCGAUCUCUCACACCUGUUUCAACCAGAUCUGUCUGCCUCCGUACAGGAACAGGAAGGAGCUCAAACACAAACUCACCAUCGCCAUCUCCAACGCCGAGGGCUUCGGCCUGGAGUGAACGAACACACACACACACACACACACACACACACACACACACACACACACACACACACACACACACACACACACACACACACAAUUAGCUAGCGGCCACCGCUACCACAGUGCACAUUACGUGGUGGUGGAUCAGAUUGUGGAGUUUUACAAUGUGUGCUUUUUAUUGUCAGACAUUAUUAUUAUGGACUGUAAUGCUGUGUGUGUGUGUGUGUGUGUGUGUGUGUGUGUGUGUGUGUGUGUGUGUGUGUGUGUGUGUGUGUGUGUGUGUGUGUGUGUGUGUGUGUGUGUGUGUGUGUGUGUGUGUGUGUGUGUGUGUGUGUGUGUGUGUGUGUGUGUGUGUGUGUGUGUGUGUGUGUGUGUGUGUGUGGUUCUGUGUUGCAGCAGAUAAGCUGGAAACUUCCCGCUCGCGACACACCCCAGAAUUUAUUUUAUUUGCACACGGCUAUUAUUGCGAAACAACCUGACGUUGUAGUUUACAUUUUUAGGUUUUUGAGAUGUCGCUCUUUCUUUGUCAGCUUCCAGAAAAUGUAAUGAUCAUAUUUUUCAGAUGAGGUAUUUCAUAUUUCUGUUCCCACACCAUUGGAAACACAGCAAUUCACAGAAGGUCCGUUUUUUAAUUGAUGAUCGUUUGCUAGUUUGCUCAGGUAAUUAUUAUUAAACAUACAACAACAACAACAACAAUAAUAACAAUAACAACAACAACACUCUUUUUAUUGUGUUAUUAUUAAUCUAAAUGUGUUUGUUUUUAAUGAAUAAUAAUUAUUAUAAUUAUUCUUUAGAAUUUGAAAUAAAAAACUAUUAAUAACAAGUUAAAGUUUAAUGAUGAUUAUUAUUAUUUACUUUAGUUCUUUAAUGAAUAAUAAUACGUUAUGUCUUACAUUAUCUUAUUUCUAAAUGAAUAAUGAUGAUACUGGUGGUGAAAUCAAAGUCAGUUUGGACACUAAAUGGAGCUAAAACAUGUUAAUUACAUCCAUCAGUGCGAGGGAAAUAAUCCAAACUCAGAGCUAAAUAUUGUGAAGCGGUAAAAGCAGCGUCUCUGAAACACAUGAUGACAUUUCUGGAUUUGAGUUGUUUUAUUUGCUGUUCCUGUUUACUGCUUCAGCGACCUGUAAAUAUAUUUGUUUGGAGGCACGGUGUUUUAUAUCAUUUAGCUUCGUUUGCAGGAUGUCAAGCUUUGCUGGGGGGAUCAUGUGGAUGUCUUACGUUGUGACGCUUUCUUAUUGUUGUUGUUGACAUUGCUGCCUGUUUAGGUAAACAAAAGGCCGCUGCAGAAAUAUUUCCUUGUGUUUUAAAUGUUGUGAUCUGAGGGUGAGGUUCAACCAGAGCGGAGGACUGGCGGUUAGGUGUUGGUUCUGGUUAAUCCUGACCUUGUGUUGUAACAUGAAGGUCUUAUGUUGUUGUUUGACGGGUUAUCAGAUGUGGCCUUUAGAGUGGUGCAGGAAUGAGUCCUCAAAACAACCCAGACAUUAAUUAGCACUUCCUGUCUAAACCGUGGUUGCUAACACAGCAUCACGCCCGACGUUAGCCACCUUUAGCUUAGCGGUGGUGACGUGGAAUCAUGUGACCGUGCUGUGCAGAUUUUUACACAGCAUUGGAUUUAAAAUCAGCAAGUUUAGCUUUUAGGAUCGGCUUCGUACUGGUGUAAUUUAAAAUGCAUUGACUUUACUGUCACAGAGUACAUUGAAAUGCAAUUGUUACCCAGGCAGAAAAUGCAAAGGGCAGAUUAAGUGCAUGACCUGAUUGAAUGCAACUGAAAUGAGCCUCUAGUGAAGCUUUCCUUAGCUUCUCUGUCACAUUCACAGCGGUUUCAAACCCUCUGCACCGACCUAUAGGGUUGCCAUGGCAAGACUGGAGAGUUUUCAAGACAGAACUGGCAAAAUACGGACAUCACCAAGCAACAGAGAAGCAUCUCAGUUUGAUCUGGGUCACUCAUUGACUAGCUGCUUAUUCAACAAUGGAUCCUUUCUCAAACGCAAGGACGAGUCCAGAGCAGCAGCAGGAGCCAGGAGCAGCUCGUCUGUCCGAUGCCACGUCCACAUCACGACUGUAAAAGUGGAGUGGACGAGAAGUCAGCACAAGACAUUCAGUGGCACGGGAAACAUGGGACAUGAUGUAGGCAGGGGACAACGUGAGAGUGUUUUGAAUGUGUUAAUGGGACCAAGCUGUGUCGGGUUAUACAGUGAAUAAAACCAGUCUGAAAAUAGUUCAGACUGGUUUGUUGAGAUGUAAUUAUGUUUGCGUGUUGGAUGUUUGAAAUGUGCAGACAGCGUUUCAGAUGUAGAGAACGGUCAUGUGUUGUUGAUGUGUCUGUAUUAUUAUUUAAUAAAUGUUCCUCAGUA